AUGCCUCGUCGCAAGCGCGCCGCCGAAGUUAUCGAUCUUACCGGCGAUACUCCUGAACCAGCUCGGAAGCGACCUGCUGUGUCUUCUUCGCAAACUUCUCGGGCAUCUUCUGGCCUGAAUAACUCAUCUCAGAGGAACCAAUCAUGGGCUUAUUCAUCGUCCACACAAGAGCCCGACUAUCUGGAUUUGACGCAAGACGACGACUCCUUUGGCAGGGAAUUUUAUGGCACUUUUGAUGCAAAAAUAGUAGGCGUCAGGUACUAUGACGGAUAUGCUUCACCUGGCGAGGCCGUCUUGUGUCACAGAGAGCCCACAAAUCAGUAUGACAGAAAUGCUAUCCGAAUAGACAACGUGCUUCACCAGCAAAUAGGCCACUUGCCUCGCACAGUUGUUGAAAAACUCGCCCACUAUAUCGACUCUGGCGACCUCACCGUGGAAGGCCAAAUCAUAGGAGAAAAGGCUUACUACGAUUGUCCCAUUAGAUUGUCUUUUUACGGGCCAAGUGACCCUGCUGAACGAACAAGAAUCGAGGCUGCUUUAAAGGCAGAUAAAUUUGUCAAGGCAACUCAGCUAAAGCAGACCAGAAAAGAUGCCGAAUCACGUAGGGUAGUGCUUGGGCUAUCUCAAAGGAUUUCCACUGCUGGAUUCGGCGAUUCAGGUCGGGAGGUUCCUGAAAUAUCCCUCGAAGAAAUCCUCCAGUCUAGCGAUGCAGUCGAGUUCCGCAAAGGCGGCGAUGCCAUCAAGACGUUGGCGAUGGGCGAGGAGGAGCUGUCCAAGAUGCCACAGGCUGAACAACCAAGCCAGCUCAAGUCUACUCUUCUGCCGUAUCAGCUACAGGGCUUGGCCUGGAUGCAAUCGAAGGAGAACCCCCAGCUUCCAGCUGUUGGGUCGGAUACGGUAACUCAGCUUUGGAGACGCGACAACAAGGGCCGAUACUGGAAUGUCGCUUCUGAAUUCAUUACCUCCAAAGCGCCGACGCUCUUCUCAGGCGGCAUUCUUGCUGACGAUAUGGGCUUGGGAAAGACACUCCAGAUCAUCAGCUUAAUCCUCACCGGUGGCUCUGGUUCAACGCUCAUUGUUGCUCCCGUCAGUGUGAUGAGCAACUGGGAGCAACAAAUUCGAAGGCACGUCAAAGAGGAACAUCAGCCAAGUAUCCUAAUAUAUCAUGGUGCCAAGAAAGUGGCAGCCCAAGACCUCAUGGCGUACAACGUCGUCAUUACUAGCUACGGUACACUUGCCAAGGAACUGGAUAAUGGCGUCAGCAAAACUUUAUUGAGUACAAAGAAAAACUGGCGGCGAGUUGUGCUUGAUGAAGGGCACACCAUACGAAACGUAAAGACUAAAGCGGCUCUGGCAGCUUGUGAACUCAAAGCCCAGUCUCGUUGGGUGCUCACUGGAACCCCCAUUGUCAACUCCGUCAAGGAUCUCCAGUCUCUGGUCAAGUUUCUGCACAUCACUGGAGGCAUUGAACAACCCGAGAUAUUUGGCAAUGCAAUCUCGCGCAAAUUAAUGAUGGGUGAUCGCAGUGGGGAGGCUCUUUUGCAGUCUCUGAUGCAAGACAUCUGUCUACGACGUCGGAAAGACAUGAAAUUUGUUGACCUCAAACUUCCCAAGAAGACAGAGUACCUCCACCGAAUCGCAUUCCACCCAGAAGAAAAGGCCAAAUACGAUGCUCUAUUAUCUGAAGCCAGGGGUGUGCUAGAGGAAUACCAAGCAAAAUCUCAGACCGGACAAAAGGGUCGCUUCCAAAACGUCUUGGAGCGCCUUCUUCGGCUCCGGCAAUCGUGCAAUCACUGGACUCUGUGCAGAGAACGGAUCGAUGAUCUUAUGCAGAUGCUCAAAGACCAAGACGUUGUGCCCUUGACGGAAAAGAACCGCGCAUUGUUGCAAGAAGCUCUUCGGCUGUACAUUGACAGUCAAGAAGAAUGCGCAAUUUGCUACGAGGUGCCCACCAACCCAGUGAUUACAAACUGUCAGCAUGUGUUCUGUCGCCACUGCAUCGCCAGGGCAAUUCAGCUACAGCACAAAUGCCCCAUGUGCCGCAACCCGCUGACAGAAGACAAUCUUCUGGAACCAGCUCCCGAAGGUGCAUUUGACAAGAACUUUGAUACCGAAAAGCAGAGUUCAAAGACAGAGGCAAUGCUGCAGAUAGUUCGAGCCACGCUUAACAAUCAGGGCUCAAAAAUUGUCAUCUUCUCACAGUGGACAUCGUUCCUCAACAUUGUGGAGAAGCAGCUCGAAGGUGCAGGGCUGAAGUACUGUAGGAUUGAUGGAAGCAUGAAUACAGAGAAACGAGACCAGGCCAUCGACGCCCUCGACAAUGACUCUGAGACACGCAUCAUGCUGGCCAGUCUGGCGGUUUGCAGCGUUGGACUUAACCUUGUUUCCGCGGAUACGGUGAUUUUAUCCGACAGCUGGUGGGCAUCAGCGAUUGAAGACCAGGCUGUUGAUCGAGUACACCGCCUCGGCCAAAGACACGAGACGAAGAUUUGGCGUCUUGUUAUGGAGAAUACCAUUGAAGAGCGCGUGCUGGAUGUUCAACAGGAGAAGCGUGACCUAGUCACCAAGGCGUUCCAGGAAAAGGGCAAGACGAAGAAGUCCAACGAGACGAGGAUGGCGGAUGUAAUGAAGUUGCUUUCUUAG
Molecule: messenger RNA, 2643 nt
Organism: Trichoderma virens Gv29-8
Lineage: Eukaryota; Fungi; Ascomycota; Sordariomycetes; Hypocreales; Hypocreaceae
Exons: 9
Coding region: 1-2643 (880 amino acids)
Molecular function (GO): zinc ion binding; nucleic acid binding; ATP binding
Source: RefSeq, a predicted model, not a curated record